Molecule: messenger RNA, 2869 nt
Organism: Fundulus heteroclitus (mummichog)
Lineage: Eukaryota; Metazoa; Chordata; Actinopteri; Cyprinodontiformes; Fundulidae
Gene: colgalt2b
Product: collagen beta(1-O)galactosyltransferase 2
Exons: 12
Coding region: 86-1921 (611 amino acids)
Molecular function (GO): procollagen galactosyltransferase activity
Source: RefSeq, a predicted model, not a curated record
UCUCUCGCUCCUCUCCCUCCCCGCGUCAGUCUGAAGGACUCCGGUUUCAGGUCGGAGCACGCACGGCUGAAUCCCGGAGCUAAAGAUGCGGGCCGUCGGAGCCGCUGAGCUGUGGACCGUGCUGGCCGCCCUGGUGGCCGGCGUCGUGUCCGACCUGGUGACGCUGGUGCAGGAGCAGGUGAAGCCCGAGUCCCCGCUGCUGCCGCCCAAGGUCCUGAUCGCGAUCCUGGCUCGGAACGCGGCGCACAGCCUGCCGCACUACCUGGGCUGCAUCGAGAGGCUGGAGUACCCGAAGGAGCGCAUAGCGAUCUGGGCAGCGACAGACCAUAAUGUGGACAACACCACCGCCAUGCUGAGAGAAUGGCUGAAGAGGGCGCAGCGUGUUUAUCACUACGUGGAGUGGAGACCGAUGGAGGAGCCGAGUUCCUACACAGAUGAGUGGGGUCCGAAACACUGGCCUCCCUCCAGAUUCAACCAUGUUAUGAAGCUGAGGCAGGCGGCUCUGAAGGCAGCCCGGGAGCGAUGGGCCGACUACAUACUGUUCGUUGACAGCGACAACCUGUUGACCAACCCUCGGGUGCUGAACCUGCUGAUGGCCGAGAACGUAACGCUGGUGGCGCCCAUGAUGGAGUCUCGCUCUCUCUACUCCAACUACUGGUGUGGCGUCACCCCACAGGGUUACUACAAGCGAACCCCGGACUACCAGCCGAUCAGGGAGUGGAAGAGGCUCGGCUGCUUCCCUGUCCCCAUGGUGCACAGCACCUUCCUUUUGGACCUUCGGCGUGAAUCCAGCCAGCAGUUGGCUUUCUACCCACCUCAUCCGGACUACAGCUGGGCCUUUGAUGAUAUCAUGGUGUUUGCCUUCUCAGCACGUCAAGCAGGCGUGCAGAUGUACGUGUGCAACAAGGAGCAUUACGGCUUCCUGCCUGUCCCACUCAAGGCCCAGCAAAACGUGGAGGAUGAAACGGAGAGUUUCAUACACACCUUCUCAGAAGCCCUGAUUGAACAUGACAUCGAGCCCUCGCCGUACGUCUAUGCUCCGCCGGUGCCCCCAGACACAAUGGGCUUUGAUGAGAUCUUCCUGAUUAACUUGAAACGCCGGCUGGACAGACGGACCAGGAUGCUGAAAACAAUGGCCUCUAUGGGCCUCCGUGCCUCGCUGAUUGACGCGGUGGACGGGAAAGCUCUGAAUACAUCCCAGCUGCAGGCAUUGGGAAUUGAAAUGUUGCCAGGCUACAAGGAUCCAUAUUCUGGUCGCGUCCUCACCCGAGGGGAGAUCGGCUGCUUCCUGAGUCAUCACUCUAUAUGGAAACUGGUGGUCGAGCAUGGCCUCCAGAAGGUCCUUGUUCUGGAGGAUGAUGUGAGGUUUGAGCCCAGGUUUAAACGUAGGCUUCAGCAAAUAAUGGAGGACAUAGACAGAACCCAGCUGGACUGGGACCUCAUCUACGUGGGAAGAAAGCGUAUGCAGAUACAGCAGCCAGAGCAAUCAGUGGAAGGUGUGAACAACCUGGUUGAAGCCGACUAUUCCUACUGGACCCUCGCCUACGCUCUUUCACUGAAAGGGGCCCAGAAGUUACUGGCGGUUCAGCCUUUCACAAAGAUGCUGCCCGUCGAUGAAUUUCUUCCCAUCAUGUUCAACAAACACCCCAAUGUUCAGUACAUGUCCCAUUUUGAGCCACGGGACCUGAGGGCCUUCUCCGUGGAGCCGCUGCUGCUCUACCCCACCCAUUACACCGGGGAGCCGGGCUACAUCAGCGACACCGAGACGUCCACCAUCUGGGACGACGAGGCCGUCGCCACAGACUGGGACCGGCAGCACGCGAAGACGGCCCAGCAGGGGCGCAUCCGGUCUGUAGCGCAGAACAGCGUCACCGGAGACUCGCCGCCUCCCGCCGCCCGAGCCUCACGCGACGAGCUCUGAUGAAGACGGAGGAGAGACUCGGUGAAUGUCCCACGCAGCCGCACUUGAAAAGAAGCUGGAGCUGACAGGCUGUACGGGCAUUCACGUCGACAAAAAACCCCCCCAAAAACAAUAAAUAAAAAAAACAACAGGUGGAUUGAGGUAGAAAUGAGAUGAGCCUCGUAUCUGCUGCCUGAGGAAGGGACCAAGCGAGCAGAAUCUGGGACGAGGGCCAGCACAGCUUCUACAAAGAGCUUUAUUUAUUCUCCAUGUGUCUCCUCAGUGCAUGUGGAUCCAGUUACGGCCUGAAAACUUUACCCAUGGAGGUUGGCUAACAACAUUUACAUGAUGUGAAAAAGAGAGAGAGAGAGAAAAAGAAAAAAGAAACGUAUGUGAAUUCCUUUUUAUGUUUCAAAAAAAAUGUUGUUUUUAAUUUAAAGAGAACGGAUUUGUGUCUUACAGACUGCAGGGGCGAAUAAAAGAAACUUCAAGCUGACCAAAAAACUUUCCCACAAAGCUGUGCACCAACAUCUCUACACAUACUGUAUUUACGUCUAGGUUUGCCUCACAGGUGCUUCUUUAUGUUCAAGCAAAACCGAAGCUGUGUUGGGAGGAGAGAGGCUGACGAUUUGUACCCAGGUGUCUGGCUUUUUUCAGUCCAUGUCACGCAAACAGAGCAAAAAAUAAAAAUAGGCAGCCGUCACUUGCCAAGAAGCAGGGCAGUAGCAGAUGCUUUCAGGGCUCAACGUUUCUGUUGCAGCAGAAAGAGGAUCCUUCACAGCAGGCUGGUCCUGCUUGUUAAUACUCCAGGACAUGGUGUUGCCGUUAAAAUGAACAGUUUUGAUAUUUUCUGAUGAUUUUUUUUUUUUUUUUUUGGAUUCUCCAAAUCUCUCCAUCAACACAGGCUCUUCUUUGUUCAGUUGUGCUGCUGAGCUGAAGCAAUAAAACACCUUCCUCGCCUCCAUGUUA